This is a messenger RNA of Ctenocephalides felis (cat flea), 2858 nucleotides long. RefSeq names its product zinc finger SWIM domain-containing protein 8-like. The record is from RefSeq and is a predicted model, not a curated record. Lineage: Eukaryota; Metazoa; Arthropoda; Insecta; Siphonaptera; Pulicidae. The transcript has 8 exons. Gene Ontology annotation, cellular component: Cul2-RING ubiquitin ligase complex. The coding region runs from base 120 to 2858 and encodes 912 amino acids.
AAAGUGCGGUGACCAGUGGCAGCAGUAAUAGUUCUGCUAAUAAUAGUAGUGAUUCGAAUAGCAGUGCAAGUUGUGAGAGAACUGCUGGUGCCAGAUUAUUGAAAACUAGAGAGAGUCUUAUGAAAACUUUGGAUAGGAGCGGAGGCGGUGGAAGCAGUUCAGAUGAUAGUGAUAGCAAUAAGAGAUACGCUCGUCCAGUGGCUAGUACCAGUGGAGCAGGAUCAAACCAUUCGAACAAAUCUGCAGGAAGUUCAUCAAAAGAUGAAUCUGAUAACAAUAGCAAUAAUAAACAUCCUGAACUGACCAGGAGAGACAGCAAGGAUGAUAGUGUGUCUAGUUCAGAAUCACAAAUGUCUGGUGAUGAGUACAGUCAUUAUUACUAUGACCCCAAAGCAUUGCAAUCCGUGCAGAGUACAGCAGGCACCUCCAAAGACAAGACAAUGGAUCAGCAACUGAAAGAUAUCUUUAACAAUAUUAAAAUGAGUGAUGACGCAUGGGAAAUUUUAUUCGCCCGUGCAGAAGGUUUGCAUGCUCACGGGCACGGACGAGAAGCAUGCAUCCUUGGUGUUAAAUUGGCAGAGGAACUGCUAGCAAAUCCUCCGGAUUUGAUGGUCGAAAUUCCGCAAAUACAAAGGAAGAAAGGCAAGAAGCACCAUAUAAAUCCCGCUUCACAUCAACUGAGUGUCUUAGCAUCGGCCACGUUAGCAAAAUGUGCUUUUCUUUGCACUGUGCUAGCUGAAAACCAAGAACACUCGCUUUUGGCUUUCAAAGUUGGUCUUUUUGGCUUGGAGUUACCGCGUCCACCGGCUAGCACUAAGCCUUUGGAAGUCAAACUAGCAAAUCAAGAGUCUGAUCUAGUGAAUUUACUGAAACGUAUAACGUUAGGUCCUGUAGAGUUGUCAAUAACGCGGGAGCGUGCCAAGCAAUUAAAAGAAGGUACUUUACGUUCAAGGGGCGAAGCUUUGCUGCCAAUCAUGCUGGCGAGCUUUAUUUUUGAAGCACUUAGUAAUGGCAAGAGCAAAAAUGUUUUUCCAUGGCUACCCACUGAUGAAGCCCUAGGAUUUGAGGCAGCAGUGGCAGCAUUAGGCCUAAAAGCGAAUGUUAGCGAAGCCGAUCAUCCUUUACUAUGUGAAGGCACCAGAAGGCAACGCGGAGACCUCGCGUUAGUUCUUCUCAACCACUACAAACAAGAGCCUAAUAAGAUAGCAAGAAUUAUGGAUAAGCUUUUAGAUAGGGAAAUACAUCAAUUAAUUAAAACACCUAUUUUAAGUUCAUAUUACUCAAGCAAUCCACCCAUAAGAAGUCGUUUGUUUUCCAUGCGCCAACGAGAGGAACACAACGACCAAUUCGUUCCGCACAUGUACUCAUGGGAAAUGCAACAACUACCACAACAACCGUCGAGACCUCAUAGUUCAACCAGUGCCGAACUUGACAACGUUGGCAUGUGCAAUUUAUCAAUUAGUGGAACCAGCGCGCCAACCAGUCAAGUCACAACAAGUCAAAUUACUUCGACGAGGAGCAAAGAGUCGAGGUAUAAGGGAAAGCGUGCGUAUCCUUCUAUACCCAACCAGCCUUCGGAAGCGAGUGCGCAUUUUAUGUUCGAGUUGGCUAAAAGUGUAUUGACUAAAGCUGGAGGUAAUAGUAGUACCUCGUUGUUUACUCAAGCAUCGACUACACAGAAUCAUCAUGGACCGCACAGGGCUUUGCAUAUGUGUGCAUUUCAAUUGGGCCUGUACGCCCUUGGAUUGCAUAAUUGCGUCAGCUCCAACUGGCUGUCCAGGACGUACUCUUCGCACGUUAGCUGGAUCAUUGGACAAGCAAUGGAGAUCGGUGCUCCUGCCAUAUCAUUUCUGAUUGAUACUUGGGAAGGGCAUUUGACACCUCCCGAGGCAGUAACUAUUGCAGAUCGUGCUUCACAGAAUUGUGACGCUAAUAUGGUUAGAGCUGCUGCCGAAUUGGCAUUAUCUUGUUUACCUCAUGCCCAAGCUCUUAAUCCUAACGAAAUACAAAGAGCUAUUUUACAAUGCAAGGAACAAAGCGAUGUUAUGCUGGAGAGGGCUUGUGUUACAGUAGAAAGUGUUGCUAAAGGCGGUGGAGUAUAUCCUGAAGUAUUAUUCCAAGUUGCAAGAUACUGGUAUGAUUUAUAUGUUAUUUUGGCCCCUGGAGACGCUCCACACCAGGGUCAUGCACCUAAUCCUGAUGAUGUUAUGUGUGCAGGCAUUGCACCUCUUGGAGCAGGAGAUUCUCUGGUUGCAUUGGUCGUCGAACCUACACCACAGGAUCUCAUUCCAAUGGCGCAACUACAACAACCACCGCCCAUGGUGACAACGUCUGCCCCUGUAGUUUCUUCUCAACAGCAGCAGCAGAUGGUAGCGCAGCCAAUGCCACUAGCAAUGCCUCCUUCCACAUCUGGUAUGCCACAGCAACCUAUACCAGUGUCGGUGGUACAACAGCAGCAGCAACAACAACAACAAGUAGUUGUGAACCAAAUCUCUACCACUGCUUUGCCCAUGCCGGUUCCUCCGCCUGUUCAGCAGGCUGGACAGAACGAGGAGCAGGAGUUCCCCGGAGGCGUCGUGGUUACUGGUGUUGUGACACCUUACGCAGCAGCUGCAGCUGCAGCGGCCUUGUAUCAUAAUCCUCAAUUAGCAGCAGCGGUAGCUGCUCAUCAACAUCAUCAGCAGCAACAGCAGCACCAACAGCAACAGCAUCAACACCAGCAACAUCAAAUGGCUUUGCACCAUCACCAUCAGCAGCACCAGCAACACGUUGCUUUCCAUGCUCAUCAGCAGCAACAGGCACAGCAACCACCACCACAGAGAUUUUUGGAUACUUCUUUAGUAUUCGUAUUCUACUAA